CUCAGUGGUACUCUCUGCUACCAUCUCCUCGGGUCCAUCGAUCCACACCCAUUCGCUGCUCGAUCGAUCAGUUCGGAGGUCCCUCUUCCGUUCGGUUCGUAGCCGCAUCGUGGGCGAGCAUGCCAUCUUCAGAUCUUGUUCUCUCCACACGACCAUACCUCAAUCGAACCUGUCCUGCAUUCUGAAUCCAACUUAUGCACUGGUACUUGCUUAUUCACAUGCGUCGUUGGUAACCGGAGUAGUUUAGUUGGCUGGCAUGGCUGCUGAAUCCGGGACAGAGAGUGGCAACUGCAGUGCUUGGGCAGCAAAAGAUCCUUCUGGACUACUCUCCCCGCACACUUUCAACCGUAGGACUGUACGACAUGAUGAUGUUUCUUUGAGGAUCACACAUUGUGGUGUCUGUUAUGCCGAUGUUAUCUGGACAAAAAAUAGGCACAAUGACUCGGUGUACCCUUUAGUCCCUGGGCAUGAGAUUGCUGGAGUUGUAACCGAGGUUGGUUCAGACGUCAAGGGCUUCAAGCUGGGUGACCAUGUGGCUGUGGGGACAUAUGUCAACUCAUGCCGUGACUGUGACAACUGCAAUAGCUUCCUCGAGAACCACUGCUCAAAAUUUGUUUUCACUUUCAAUGGUGUUGAUACGGAUGGUACUGUCACAAAGGGAGGAUAUUCCAGUCACGUUGUAGUUCAUGAACGGUACUGCUAUAAAAUACCUGAUGGCUACCCACUGGAAAAGGCCGCACCUUUAGUUUGUGCUGGAAUCACUGUGUACACUCCGAUGACGCGACAUAACAUGAACCAGCCAGGGAAGUCACUUGGUGUUGUCGGUCUUGGUGGGUUGGGUCACAUGGCAGUGAAAUUUGGGAAAGCCUUUGGACUGAAGGUGACUGUUUUGAGUACAAGUGAAUCGAAAAGAGAUGAAGCAAUCAACCUUCUUGGUGCAGAUAAUUUUGUGGUUUCAUCAGAUAAAAAACAGAUGGAGUCCCUGAAAAGUUCCCUGGACUUCAUUGUCGAUACUGCCUCUGGUGACCACCCAUUUGACCCGUAUCUUGCGCUUCUGAAAGUUGGUGGCCUGAUGGCACUAGUUGGCUUCCCUGGAGAAAUCAGAGUGCAUCCAGCAACACUUAAUCUGGGUGCACGGACUUUAUCUGGGAGUGUAACCGGAGGCACGAAGGACACACAGGAGAUGAUAAACUUCUGUGCGGCAAACAAAAUCUACCCAGACAUUGAGUUGAUAAAGAUAGACUACAUCAACCAGGCUCUCGAGAGGCUUGUCAACCGGGAUGUGAGGUACCGGUUUGUAAUCGACAUAGAGAGCUCUUUAAAGUGAUAAUAUGUUCGCGAUUGGCCCAUCUCGAAUCCUUAUAGAAACAUGUAAAAUAAGUUGAAUCUUCCACACAAUGGUGACUGAUUGUUAAUAAAAGGCUUUCCUCUAUAGUGUUCUGAUA
Molecule: messenger RNA, 1445 nt
Organism: Hordeum vulgare subsp. vulgare (domesticated barley)
Lineage: Eukaryota; Viridiplantae; Streptophyta; Magnoliopsida; Poales; Poaceae
Product: probable cinnamyl alcohol dehydrogenase 1
Exons: 7
Coding region: 257-1327 (356 amino acids)
Molecular function (GO): zinc ion binding; oxidoreductase activity, acting on the CH-OH group of donors, NAD or NADP as acceptor
Source: RefSeq, a predicted model, not a curated record